Messenger RNA from Penicillium malachiteum, 1059 nucleotides. Its product is annotated as ERF4 family protein. The transcript is spliced from 2 exons. The coding region runs from base 1 to 1059 and encodes 352 amino acids. NCBI's taxonomy places the organism in Eukaryota, Fungi, Ascomycota, Eurotiomycetes, Eurotiales, Aspergillaceae. Gene Ontology annotation, cellular component: extrinsic component of endoplasmic reticulum membrane; endoplasmic reticulum palmitoyltransferase complex. The record is from RefSeq and is a predicted model, not a curated record. Gene Ontology annotation, biological process: peptidyl-L-cysteine S-palmitoylation; protein targeting to membrane.
AUGAAAUGCGUCCCCAUCUCGGGCCCGUCGUCGUUCCCUGCAAUUCUCCGUCCUCCAGCUGUUCGACUCGCCAACCCUGUCAACCACGUCCCUCGUGUUACGCCUCUUACUGUUCAUCCAGCUGGGUCCGACGAGAGUCUCGCUUUCAGUUAUCGACGCGACGCACAUCCCCUCCUCAGUGUCCCCGAACGCCGAAGAAGUCGCUUGACCCCAUCUCCUAAUAGUCUUGUCGUGGAACACAGCCAAGGGGAAUCUGAGAGUGGACGAACAAGCAUUGCUCUACCACAUCGUCACCGACGAAGCGAACAAUUAACUCCUGAUAUGGCGGCUGCGUUUGCUGGGAGUGCGGCGCGGGAUGUUGAAAACCUGCGACCACCCGAGGCCGUUCACAUUUCACAGGACGGCACUCAUCACCGUGAGGGUGGCCAACCGCGUCAUGUACAGUCAACAACCUCGCUCCGUUCCCAAUCCCAGAUCGCUUCUGUUCCAUCGAAUACUGGCCAGGCCCCGCCCGACAUUGCUGACGAGUUAGCAUGGGGCCCCGCGCACCCCUGUUACCCUCACUUCAAUCCACAUGUCCCUAUCAACUCCCCAGAAUAUCUCACAACGCGAAUUAUUCGCAUCCGUCGCGAUUGGAUGAUUAAGGGAGACCUGGCGCCAACCUUCUCCAACCUUUACCCCGAGAUCUUGGAUCCAUUAUUGUCGGAGCAAGAAUUUCGCAAGGUGAUAUCUAUGGUGAACAAUAGCUUGAUCAAGGCAUUUGAUCCGUACAGUCUGCGUAACUGGAUCGAUAGCGCACUGGGAAUGUUGACUGGUUGGGUCUGGGAUGACUUGAAUGCUCCUGGGGUGAAGGGUUCAUUGCAGCACCUUGAAUCGUGGUUGGAAAGAUGGAACCGUGAAGUUGGGGCCAAAGAUGGAGUUAAAAUCUGGGGUCUCCGGCGCACAGCGUACAUGUCGCUCGAUAUUCAGAUUCCUGAUCCCAAGGUCGGUAUUGUGCCUAGUGAGGCACCGUCUUUACCUAAUACCAGACCCAGUACUGGUGUUGGACCUGUGAUUUGA